AUGAGCAAGGAAUUUACGCGGGAGGAUUUGAAGCAUCAUGACGGCAAGGUGCCAGACAAACCUAUUCUUGUUGGCUUGAGGGGUAAAGUCUAUGACGUGACUGCCGGCGCCAACUUCUAUGGGCCCGGAGGUCCAUACAACUGCUUUGCCGGAAGAGACGCAUCAAGAAUGCUGGGAAAGAUGCAAACGGAACCAGACGCCCUUGAUCCCUCCACCGCCGACUUCGGAGAGAAGGAGCUUCACAGCUUAAACCACUGGGAAAAGUUUUUUUCCGACAAGUACUCGCUCGUGGGGACCAUCAGAGACUGA
Guillardia theta CCMP2712 is the source of this 309-nucleotide messenger RNA. RefSeq lists its product as hypothetical. The coding region runs from base 1 to 309 and encodes 102 amino acids. The transcript has 6 exons. The record is from RefSeq and is a predicted model, not a curated record. Gene Ontology annotation, cellular component: endomembrane system; membrane. Lineage: Eukaryota; Cryptophyceae; Pyrenomonadales; Geminigeraceae.